Anopheles aquasalis is the source of this 980-nucleotide messenger RNA. Its product is annotated as C-type lectin 37Da-like. Gene Ontology annotation, biological process: biological process involved in interspecies interaction between organisms. NCBI's taxonomy places the organism in Eukaryota, Metazoa, Arthropoda, Insecta, Diptera, Culicidae. The record is from RefSeq and is a predicted model, not a curated record.
CUGAUAAUCAACAAGUGAUGGUACGAACACAAAGACUACAUGAUGAUCUAUAUGCAUGUUUGAUACUCAGUAGUAGGCGACUCGCCGGUGGUUGUGAUUCCGUCGCCUUCAGAGGAUUCGAAGAGAUUGAGUAGCUGAUUGCGGUGUCGAACCGUCAGGAUUAAAGUGUACCGUGGAAUUCGAUCAAAGUAGCGAUGGAUACGAAACGUUUGGCCAAUAUUGUUGCAAUUCUGCUCGCAUUCUUGGCAAUCAGUUUGAUUCGUUCCCAGGAUGACGGUAGCCCAGCGUUUGGUCUAUAUCGUCAGAAAUCGUACUACUUCGGGGACACUUUUCGGCUCAAUUGGUACAAAGCGUCGGAAUAUUGUCGCUCCAGAGGUAUGUUCCUCGUGUCCAUCGAAAACGAAGAGCAGCUUCAGGGUGUCGUGGAGUACAUCGAGAAGAGUGGGUUCACCAAGACGCACGGCAUUCUGCACAUGUGGACUUCGGCGAACGACCUUGGUGAGGAAGGUCAGUUUUUCUGGGCUUCGACGGGAAAGCGGAUGACGUACGAUCGUUGGACGAAGAAUGAACCGAAUAAUGCAAAGCAUGAUAAUUGCACGUUCGAGAAUUGUGCCGUGCUAGAGUACUACCUACCAUACUCCAUCAACUACACGUUCGACGAUAGGAACUGCCUUGAUGGUAACUUUUUCAUGUGCGAAACCUUAGAUGCAUAGAAGCCGCGCGAUUGGUCGUCUCGGUUCGAUUUAUUGAAAGGUAUACACAAACACACACCACUCUGGCAGUCCCCUGGUAAGCACCGGGGUCGGGUGGCCUCAGACCGCGCGACAUUAGUAUAACUAUAACUCUUUGUGGUGGCCAGGCGUCUGUGUUAUGCUCUUUAAAUAAUAUCUACAUUUUUGUUCGAUCGCCAAGACACUUAUUGACUUAAGUAUAAAAAACAAACAAACAUUUUGUAAAAUAUAACAAGAAAUUCGAAUGUA